Messenger RNA from Brassica rapa (field mustard), 2062 nucleotides. RefSeq names its product sphingosine-1-phosphate lyase. Gene Ontology annotation, molecular function: sphinganine-1-phosphate aldolase activity; pyridoxal phosphate binding. The record is from RefSeq and is a predicted model, not a curated record. Lineage: Eukaryota; Viridiplantae; Streptophyta; Magnoliopsida; Brassicales; Brassicaceae. Gene Ontology annotation, biological process: sphingolipid catabolic process; carboxylic acid metabolic process. Gene Ontology annotation, cellular component: endoplasmic reticulum.
UCCUAGUGCGAAGCUUAACUCUUGUGAUGGCACACGCAAACCAAACACAAAGCGCCAAAAGAAAGAAAAGUCUUUGUCGUCGCAAUCUCUUAACUUUUAUGUGAAAGCUUGCACGGGAUAACCUGAACGAAGUCUUUUCUUUAAUAAGCUACCCAAUCACUUUCUAGAUUCCUUUAGCUGUGUCCUAAAAAGAUUUUCACUUUUCUCCCCUCCCCCUCCAUAGCAAGAAACAAAAGAAAAAAAAAGAUGGAUUCUUUAUCAUAUUCUUCGGUGAAAUCUAUGUUGAUCCAAGCUCGAGUCUCGCUAAACUCGCGUUUGUCGGAGUUUGAGCCUCUGUCUCUUCUCGUUACCCCGCUUGUCACUCUCUUUCUAGCUCAGGUUAUCGGAUCUGUGUUGGGCGUUGUCCACGAGAAAGGCCUGAAAGCAUGUCUUCUGGGGUUUAUCAUGGGCUUCCUCAAAAUGAUUCCUGGAGUCCAAAGCUACAUAGAUGCAGAGAAACAAAAGGUUGUUGAUCAGUUACAAUCUGGUGGCAGCUCUAAGAAAAAUAAUUGGGCUAAAGAACUGCCAGUAAAAGGUUUAGGUGUCCAAGUUCUUGAGAAAAUGGAGACCGAGAAGAGAAAUGAUCCUAAUUGGCAAGGAAAAUGCUCUGGCACUGUAUACAUAGGUGGAAACGAGUCUGAAGGACAUUUUACAUUGAUAAAUCAAGCAUGUUCAAUGUUUGCGCACACCAAUCCGUUGCAUAUAGACGUGUUCCAGAGCGUGGUGAGGUUCGAAUCAGAAGUAGUCGCAAUGACUGCUGCUUUACUCGGAAGCAAAGAAACGGUUUCAGGUGAACAGAUAUGCGGAAACAUGACGUCUGGAGGAACAGAGAGUAUAGUGUUGGCUGUGAAGUCAUCUCGUGACUAUAUGAAGUACAAGAAGGGAAUCAAACGUCCAGAAAUGAUUAUACCUGAGUCGGGUCACUCGGCUUAUGAUAAGGCGGCUCAGUAUUUCAACAUCAAGUUGUGGCGAGUUCCAGUAGGCAAAGACUUCCGAGCUGAUGUGAAGGCAAUGAGGAGGCAUAUUAACAGAAACACCAUCAUGAUUGUUGGAUCAGCACCAGGAUUCCCUCAUGGCAUUAUUGAUCCUAUUGAGGAACUUGGUCAACUGGCUCUUAGCUAUGGAAUAUGCUUUCAUGUUGACCUUUGCCUUGGUGGUUUUGUGUUACCUUUCGCUCGAAAGCUUGGGUACCAGAUCCCAGCUUUUGAUUUUUCUGUACAAGGAGUCACUUCAAUUUCCAUUGAUGUGCAUAAAUAUGGUUUGGCUCCUAAAGGAACUAGUACAGUUCUCUAUAGAAAUCAUGAGAUCAGAAAGCACCAAUUUGUUGCUGUAACUGAAUGGUCAGGAGGACUAUACGUGUCUCCAACUAUAGCAGGGAGUAGGCCUGGUUCUCUGGUUGCUGGUGCUUGGGCUGCCAUGAUGUCUCUCGGCGAAGAAGGCUAUCUAGAAAACACAGGAAAGAUAAUGGAAGCAUCAAAGAGACUAGAGGAAGGUGUAAGAGGAAUCAGUGAACUGUUUGUCGUUGGAAAACCAGAUAUGACGAUUGUGGCGUUUGGUUCUAAAUCAUUAGAUAUCUUUGAAGUUAAUGACAUCAUGUCUUCCAAAGGUUGGCAUUUGAAUGCACUCCAGAGACCCAACAGCAUUCAUAUAUGUGUAACUCUUCAACACGUCCCUGUGGUGGAUGACUUCCUCCAGGAUCUGCGUGAAGCUGUAGAGACUGUGAAAGCAAACCCAGGACCAAUCACAGGAGGCUUGGCUCCAAUAUAUGGAGCAGCAGGGAAGAUGCCGGACCGAGGGAUGGUGAAUGAGCUUCUUGUUAGUUUCAUGGACAGUCAGUACUAAGUUUCUUUCGCAAGGUUGGAGUAAAUUGAUAGCACAUUUCUUGUUGCAAGGGCAAAACUAUGUACUUUUACAACCUCAUUGUUUGGACUGUCCUAGUUAAAUUUCAUCACAAUCAUUACAAUACACAACUCAUUUUGUUACAUUACAUAUUCAGAAUAAAUAAAAAAGAUGAUCAGUCAGA